AUGGAUGAAGGCAUUAAACAUUUGAUAUCUGCUCGAAGAGAUGUCCUCGGUGGCCGGUGCUGUUGGUGGUCACUGGUCACAUUGAUCGAGCUCUUGUCCCUGCAGGCUGCAGCUGCAGUUCUUAAGGUUUUCAAUGCCAUUCUUGAAAAAUCUUUAUCUGAUCCUCAAUCUGAUAUCCCAGGGUAUCUUGGCUCAAGGAGGCGUCUAGGCUCUUGCGGGAGAAUUGUGCGACGGCAAUUCAAUGGAAUUGGUGGCUCCGUGACUGGUGAAGAAAAUGGUCACCUCAAUGCUGUUUCGCUGCCUUUUGACAGAGAUCAGUGUUCCAUUGCAAUGUCCUUGCCGAUGUCGGUUGAGGAAGCCUCCAUUGCUCCAUCACCUUUACCAGUGGCUGCCAUACAGAAGCUAUAG
Fraxinus pennsylvanica is the source of this 408-nucleotide messenger RNA. The record is from the annotation of a GenBank genome assembly. Lineage: Eukaryota; Viridiplantae; Streptophyta; Magnoliopsida; Lamiales; Oleaceae.